This is a messenger RNA of Oncorhynchus nerka (sockeye salmon), 2358 nucleotides long. RefSeq lists its product as uncharacterized. The transcript is spliced from 15 exons. The coding region runs from base 270 to 1850 and encodes 526 amino acids. Gene Ontology annotation, molecular function: RNA binding; metal ion binding; protein binding. NCBI's taxonomy places the organism in Eukaryota, Metazoa, Chordata, Actinopteri, Salmoniformes, Salmonidae. The record is from RefSeq and is a predicted model, not a curated record.
GGAUUUGGACGAGAGAGCGCUCGUAAAGCUUAGUGUAGAUGCGCAUUGAUUAUGUCUUUCGGAUAGCUUGAUCAUUUACGAGUGGCAGAUGUAGCUCGUCCGCAUUCAGGAAACGGCGCAGAUAAAGGCAGUUGAACCAACAACGAAGAUCGAUUCACCCGGCGGUUAAACUGUGGGGUAACCGCGGUCAAUACUGGCCCUUUUAUCUAGUUUUAAAGUGAUAUACUUUCAGUGUUUUGUAUAUUUUGUAUUCGAGUUGAUAAUGCUGGAUGGUCGAACUGAUGAAGUUCACAAGAGACAUUUGCCGACUGCUGGGUAUUGGAGGCGAUGGGCCAGGUGAGCAGGAGGAGAUGGAGCGGGGAGGAGGAAAAGGAGGAAGAGGGGGUCCAGGUCCAGCCGCGGGUGGAGAGGUCCUGAGUGGGGAGGAGGAGUUGAGUGAGGAGGAAAAGACCAGAAGGAGAGCAGAGAGACGCAGGGCUAAGAGAAAGAGACAGAAAGAACGAAAGAAACUGGAGAAGGAGAAGAGCGCGGAUGCUGAGCAGGAGGGAGAAGCGUCAGAGUCUGAGAGUGAAAGUGAGGAGGAGGAGGAGGAGAGGGUAGUACCUCCUGCCAAGAACAAGCCCACGCCUCCUCUCACUGUGUCUGGGAACAAGAGCAACCGCCAGCCCCCUGUCAGGACCCCAGAGGAGGAGCCAGAGUGGGACAUCCGCAGUGCGUUUGUGGCCAACGCUGCCAGUCACAUCAGACCCAAAGCCAGGACCAGUGCAGGCCACGCCUCUAGAGAGAACAAGGAGAACGAGUCUAGGACCAGCGAGGUGGAGAGUUCAGACCCUGUGAAGAAGAAGGGAGCUUCACUAACAGAGAAGGGUAUUCAGUUGUUUAAGCAGGGCCAGUACUCUCAGGCUGUGGACAUGUUCUCUGAGGCUAUCCACUGUGACCCCAAAGACCACAGGUUCUUUGGGAAUCGUUCAUACUGCUACUGGUGUCUGGAGCGCUACCCCUCUGCCCUAUCAGACGCUCAGAGGUCCAUCCAGCUCGCCCCUGAUUGGCCAAAGGGAUACUUCCGCAAGGGGAGUGCACUGAUGGGGUUGAAGCGGUAUGGUGAGGCAGAGGGGGCCAUGCAGCAGGUGUUGAAGCUGGAUCAGGACUGUGAGGAGGCCUCUAUUGAGCUCUUCAACUGCAAGGUCCUGCAGCUCUUGGAUCUGGGUUUUGAAGAGGGGCAGAGUCUGUUGCUGUUGGAGAAGUUUACCACGGUGCAGGCUGCUCUCGGCUCUCCUGAGGCUGACAGAGUGGUGGACCUCUCCUCCCCUGAGGACUCUACUGGAAUCUUUCAGGAAAAACUGGACAUCUGCUAUGUAACUGAGAGUCUCCUCAUUGAAACAUCUGAAGUUCUUCAAAGGUCCCCCUGUCCCUCUCUCUGGGUGGGGAACGUCACCGUGGACCUCACUGAGAAGCACAUAUGGGACCUUUUCAAAACGUGUGGUGAGAUAGAGAGUAUCAGAGUUCUACAUGAGAGAUUCUGUGCCUUUGUCAACUUCAAGAAUAGCAACAUGGCCGCUGUCGCCUUAGAGAGGCUCCAGGGUGUGGAGCUGGAGAGCACCAGGCUGGUAAUCAGGUACCCAGACCACUGGGUCCAGAGAACCCCUCCAUCUCCUCAGAGGACCAACUCUAUAGGCCUCAACACCUCCUCAGCCUCCCAGUACGCCUCCACAGGGACCAGGAGGAUGGCUCCCAUCAAUGGUGACGAGUGUUUCUUCUGGAGGACCACCGGCUGUUUCUAUGGUGACAGGUGUCGCUUCAAACACAAGCCUGACCAGAGAGGAAGAGACAGGAAACCAUGGCAACCUUGACCACCACGCAGGGACUGGAUAGUACAGAGGGAGGAGAAUGAUGAGGAUGAGGGACUGUGUCCCUACUUUAAAAGGGAAAAGGAGGUUGAGGGUGGGGGCGGGGGUGUCACCCCGUUUGUAGUCCUCUGGCACAGACCACAGAUCCCAGACAGAACACUAGCCAUAUAUAAUGAGUGUGUGAAGUGUCAAUCAAAGUGAAGAGGAGUGCACCUCUGAUUUCCUUCCCCCUCUCCCUCGGCCAGAGCUGUGAAACAUGGAAAUGACAUCAUCAUUAGAACUUGAAGGGAUCUUUGCCCAGUGAACCUCCUCUAUGAUGACCAUGUUGUAGACACUAAGGGGGAUGACAUCUGUUGUUAUCAUGUGUUUUACUGUGUAUGUAUAUAUGGUCAUGUGACUGGACAUGUGACCCCUUGUGAUGUCAUUGUGAGACUCACUGCCAGCCUGAUGCCAUAGGGUGCCUAGUAAUUGUCCCUACAGGGGAUAAAUAAACAAUGCUUUUUUAAUUGAA